This is a messenger RNA of Pogonomyrmex barbatus (red harvester ant), 2280 nucleotides long. RefSeq lists its product as uncharacterized. The record is from RefSeq and is a predicted model, not a curated record. NCBI's taxonomy places the organism in Eukaryota, Metazoa, Arthropoda, Insecta, Hymenoptera, Formicidae.
AUGCCUGGUUUUCCUCUGGAUUUGAAGAGUGGUUAUUGGCAACUGAAAAUUCGUCCCGAAGAUAGGGAAAAGACUGCUUUUUCUGUGGGGAAUGGACUUUGGCAAUUUGUUGCAAUGUCUUUUGGUCUGUGUAAUGCCCCGGCUACCUUUGAACGUCUUAUGGAACGGGUGCUUCGGAGUUUACUUUCGAAAAUUUGCCUGAUUUAUUUAGAUGAUGAGAUAGUAUUUGGCAAAACCUUUGAGAAAAUGAAAGAGAAUUUAAGAGAGGUUCUUCUGAAAUUUCGUGCUGCGAAACUUAGUGUUAACCCAAAGAAAUGUAAUUUAUUUAGGAGACAAGUAAAAUAUUUGGGUCAUGUUGUUUCUUCUGCCGGGAUCGCUACGGAUCCUGAGAAGACUGAAGCGGUCACUGAGUGGCUAGUUCAGAAUAAGAAACAGGUCCGAAGUUUUCUUGGAUUUUGCUCUUAUUAUCGGAAGUUUGUUAAGGGAUUUUCUUCAAUUGCGAAGCCUUUGUUUAAGUUAACUGAGAAUUUGACUAAAUUUGAUUGGACCGGACAAUGUCAAAUAGCAUUUUUGGGGUUAAAACAGGCAUUAACGUCUGCACCUCUUCUUUCCUUUCCGAAGGGGGAAGGAAAGAUGAUUUUGGAUACGCAUGCUUCAGGUUUUGGAAUAGGGGCGGUACUUUCACAAGUUCAGGACGGCUAUGUGAGGGUCAUUGCUUAUUAUAGUCGGGUUUUGAACAAGCCUGAGCGGAAUUAUUGCACAACAAGAAGAGAGUUAUUAGCUUUGGGGAUUAUACAUGGUAAUACCGAUGGUCUUUCGAGACGCCCUUGUGUAGAAGAAAAAUGUAGAUUCUGUUCUAAAGUGGAAGUUCAGAGAGAGCUUUUUGAGGAUAAAAUAGUUGCUCGUAUUGUUUUGCGUGAGGAUUCUUCUGAGGAUUGGCGAAGGGCUCAAAUAGAGGAUCAGGAACUGGCAAUGUUUUUACUUGCCAAAGAAAAUGAUAUGCGACCUUCUUGGGAGGAAGUUUCUUCGAAAGGAUUGUCAACCAAGAUUUAUUGGCAUCAAUGGCAUGCCUUGGAAGUCCAAAAUGGGAUUUUACAUAAGAGAUGGGAGGCUCCUAAUUUGACAAACAGUUUUCUUCAGUUGAUGAUCCCGCGAAGCAAAGUGAAACAGAUUUUAGAAGAAGCUCAUGAUACUCCUUCUGGAGGGCAUUUCGGGAUCAAUAAAACGCUGGAAAAGAUCCGGAAGCGUUUUUAUUGGGCAACCUGUAAAAAGGAUGUUGAGGAAUGGUGCAGAACCUGUAAGAUUUGUAUUGCGAAGAGGAGUGCUGCGGAUAAGGGGAAAUCUCCUUUGCAGAUCUUUAAUUCGGGAGCUCCUUUUGAGAGGAUUCAGAUGGAUAUUUUAGGCCCGUUACCUGUUUCUUCUUCAGGCAAUAAUUAUCUCCUAGUUGUUGUAGAUUGUUUUACUAAAUGGGUAGAGGCUUUUCCUUUGAAAAAUAUGAGAGCUACUACGGUAGCAGAAAUUUUUGUUCAGGUUGUUUCUAGAUAUGGGGUCCCGUUGGAACUUCAUACUGAUCAGGGAAGGAAUUUUGAAUCACAGCUCUUUCAAGAAUUAAUGAGAAUUUUGGGAAUUAGGAAAACGAGGACCGCUCUUCAUCCUCAGUCUGAUGGUCAAGUUGAAAGACAACAUCAGACAAUUUUACAGUAUUUGUCAAAGACCUCUAAACAUGAGGCUACUGGCGUAACUCCUUCAGAAGGCGUAACUCCUUCCUUUGUUUUGCGGAAGAGAUCUUACCUUGCCGAUGGAUUUGCUAAGAGGUACUCCUCCCAGUUUGGUUUUUCCGAGUCAGCGGAGGAGUACGUUCGGAAUUUGCGGCAGAAGCUGGAUGAAAUUCAUCAGAGAGUAAGAGAGAGAUUAGAAUCAAGGUCUUUGAAGAUCAAAUGCCGCUAUGAUCGAAAGGCUAGGCAUCCCGUUUUUGAGGAAGGACAGAAGGUUUGGUUAUUUAAUCCUCAUCGUAAGAAGGAUAGGUCUCCCAAACUACAGAACGAUUGGGAGGGGCCUUUUGAGAUAAUUAAGAAAAUUAGUGAUGUAGUUUUCUGUAUUUCUCGUUCAGGUGGUCGGAAAAGCAAGGUUGUGCAUGCCGACAGGUGCCGUCCUCAAACGCUUGGUUGGAGUGAUCCGAAAAAUAUCGGCGAUAUACUUCUCAGUCACUCCGCAUCCGCACAGAAAGUCUGCGCACCUCCCAGUGGAAGAAUUGUCUCCAUCGCUUCCUCCCCUGAGUGA